GAGCGCUUGACUACAAAAUAGAAAGGAUUGAGGCGCAACCUGGGUUUACAUGCGCUGUCGUGGGUUAGGAUCUUCUUAAACAGUACAUUUAGAUGUUUGAACCAAUGUUCUAAUGUUCUUUGGAGUCUUGUCACUCAAUGAUUGCCCCCUCGCUUCUUAGAAAGUUUAAAGUCCAACUUGUUGGUAGUGCUUUUCAUUUUUCAAUUACUCGUAGUUUUAUAAAGUCUGCAACGAUGGCUAAAAGCAAGUAUGAAUAUGUGAAAACGUUCGAAUCAGACGAUAAAAUUCUACCAAAUUCAUGGAUAGUUGUCAGACUAGAUGGGAAAAACUUCACCAAGUUUUGUGAAACACACAGCCUUGAAAAGCCAAACGACAGUCGUGCUUUAGAUUUGAUGAAUAAAUGUGCUACUGUUGUCAUGGAAGAGUUUCGUGAAAUUUCUCUGGCUUUUGGUCAAAGCGAUGAGUACAGUUUUAUUUUCCGAAGAGACACAGCCAUCUAUAAUCGUCGUGCUGCUAAAAUCCUGACCAAUGUGAACUCGUUGUUUGCUUCAUCAUUUGUGUAUUUUUGGAAAGAUUACUUUGCCAAUGUACGGCUGAUGUAUCCACCCACCUUCGAUGGGAGAGUCGUGAUUUAUCCAACAGAUGCCAACCUCAGAGACUAUCUUAGCUGGCGGCAAGCUGAUGUCCAUGUCAACAAUUUGUACAAUACUGCCUUCUGGAUGCUGGUGCUCAGAGGAGGGUUAACAAAUGUCCAGGCUCAAGAAAGACUUCGAGGAUCUGUUGCAGCGCAGAAGAAUGAAAUUCUGUUCUCAGAAUUCAACAUAAAUUAUAACAAUGAACCUAUUAUGUAUCGGAAAGGUACUACUUUGCUAAGAAAAGUUGUUAAUGCUCCUGCAGCAAAACCGCGACAUGUUAUUCUUCCCUUUCAUACAGAUCUUUUUAAUGAUAAGUUUUGGAAUGAACAUUCUGAAAUUUUAGGGCUUAAAUCACCACAGGUCUACUGUGAGCCUGAUCUAGAAUUGAAGAGUCUGAAGCUCCAUGACAAUUCAAAGGAGGAUAGGGUAAAUAUUUAACAGGACUGAUGCCUUUUACAAUCAAUGCAACAUUUUAUACCUCAAUUCUAAUGUUUAUAUUAAAGUUUGAUCAGUGUUUGUCAUCAGUAAUCAAAUUAAACAAGAAAAAAAUCAGAAUAA
Thrips palmi is the source of this 1193-nucleotide messenger RNA. It is a transcript of the gene THG, whose product is annotated as probable tRNA(His) guanylyltransferase. The record is from RefSeq and is a predicted model, not a curated record. Bases 138 to 1073 code for a protein of 311 amino acids. The transcript is spliced from 2 exons. Gene Ontology annotation, biological process: tRNA modification. NCBI's taxonomy places the organism in Eukaryota, Metazoa, Arthropoda, Insecta, Thysanoptera, Thripidae. Gene Ontology annotation, molecular function: tRNA guanylyltransferase activity; magnesium ion binding.